Messenger RNA from Lates calcarifer (barramundi perch), 4059 nucleotides. RefSeq names its product tubulin tyrosine ligase-like family, member 1 (gene ttll1). Gene Ontology annotation, cellular component: cilium. Gene Ontology annotation, biological process: protein polyglutamylation; microtubule cytoskeleton organization. NCBI's taxonomy places the organism in Eukaryota, Metazoa, Chordata, Actinopteri, Centropomidae. The record is from RefSeq and is a predicted model, not a curated record. Gene Ontology annotation, molecular function: tubulin-glutamic acid ligase activity; tubulin binding. The coding region runs from base 476 to 1750 and encodes 424 amino acids. The transcript is spliced from 10 exons.
UAGGUUAUAUUCCCGGAAAGACCAAGCCCACUACGGUACCGUUUAAUGUUUUAGACACAUUUUGAAAUACAGUUUUACUUAAAAUUGAUAUAACGUCGCACUUUGACGAUAUAUGUGUAAAUAAUAACAGAGACUUUUAUUGUGAAGAGUACUUUUACUGUGGUGGGCUUUUCGUCACUGUCCAGCUUCACGACGCCUGGAUCAAUAAAUGUAGCUAGUUAGCAGUAACUAAAGCUAACAUGGGAGAAAUGGUUUGUGGACGGUGAUGCUAACAAACUGCGCUAACGCUGUGCUUGACUGUGAGUUGAGCUAACGACAGUCUGAUGAGAUUGCAUCACUGACUGGGUGAUGUCCGCCCAGCCUCUGCAGCAGUCCGGGGAGGAUUCAGCAGCAGCCUGCUAACAACUGAGCCAGCCCGGCUAGCUGAUGCUGAUGACUGGCUGUUUCCUGACAUUGAUUUGCAGUGGGAGGCACCAUGGCCGGUAAGGUGAAGUGGGUGACAGAUAUUGAAAAAUCAGUGCUCAUCAACAACUUUGAGAAGAGGGAAUGGAUUCAAGUCGCAGAAAACGAGGACUGGAAUUUCUACUGGAUGAGCAUCCAGACCAUCAGGAAUGUGUUCAGUGUGGACACCGGCUACCGCCUGUCAGAUGACCAGAUGGUUAACCACUUCCCCAACCACUAUGAGCUGACCAGGAAGGACCUGAUGAUCAAGAACAUCAAACGCUACCGUAAGGAGCUGGAGAAGGAAGGCAGCCCGCUGGCAGAGAAGGACGAGAACGGAAAAUACAUUUAUCUGGAUUUUGUUCCUGUGACGUUCAUGCUCCCGGCCGAUUAUAAUUUGUUUGUGGAGGAGUUUCGUAAGAAUCCGUCCAGCACCUGGAUCAUGAAGCCCUGCGGGAAGGCCCAGGGCAAAGGCAUCUUCCUCAUCAACAAACUCUCCCAGAUCAAAAAGUGGUCCAGAGACAGCCGCACCUCCACGUUUGUAGCAGCCUCUAGUGGUAAAGAAGCAUAUGUCAUCUCUCUAUACAUUGACAAUCCUCUGCUGAUAGGAGGGAAGAAGUUUGACCUGCGUCUCUAUGUCUUGGUGACCACGUAUCGGCCUCUGAAAUGCUACAUGUACAAGCUGGGCUUCUGUCGGUUCUGCACAGUGAAGUACACCCCCAGUACAAGUGAAUUGGAUAACAUGUUUGUUCACCUCACUAAUGUGGCCAUCCAAAAACAUGGGGACGACUACAACCACGUUCAUGGAGGCAAGUGGACGGUCAGUAACCUCCGUUUGUACCUAGAGAGCACCAGAGGAAAAGAGGUGACGAGCCGACUGUUUGACCAGAUCCACUGGAUCGUGGUGCAGUCCCUGAAAGCUGUGGCUCCUGUGAUGAACAAUGACAAGCACUGUUUUGAAUGUUAUGGCUAUGACAUCAUUAUCGAUGACAAGCUGAAGCCAUGGCUUAUCGAGGUCAAUGCCUCUCCCUCGCUGACCUCCAGCACGGCCAACGACCGCAUCCUCAAGUACAACCUCAUCAACGACACCCUCAAUAUCGUCACGCCCAAUGGGGACAUCCCGGACUGCCGCUGGAAUCGCAGCCCACCCCGAGAGGCCCUGGGCAACUACCAAGUCCUGUACGAUGAGGAGCAGGCGCAGAGCGAGAAUGCUGAACGUGACCUGCGGAGCCGCUCAGGUCAGUCGCUGGGGUCAAAGGGCACCAAGGGGAGUGCAGGAGUUCGCCCUGUUGCCGCCACCUGGAAGUGAGGUGAUAUUAGUGACUCUUAAUGACUUCCUGUACAAAAUUACAGAGUCCAUCAGUGGGGCACAGGGGAUAAAAAAAGGACCACCCAGACUUUUUUUAGCCCAACUAUCCAGUGGAGGACUGCUCUCUCUCUCUCUCCCUAUCUCUGCACAUUUCACUGACUGAGGCACAAGGGGCAAUAACCCCACUGCUGCAGGGGAGAGAAAUCAACAACGGGAUCAUAUUUGGAGAGUUUAAAGGCCCGGGGUUUGUGGCUGCUUGUAUGAAUGUGUAACCAGAAAUGACAUUAUGUUGGUAUAAGAAUCGAGUCAAAUCAAAUCAAGUUCAUUCCCUAAAGUAUCACUUGAAAUCUCUCAACAGCAGCAACUGUUCUCAACUUAGACCAAACUCUUUUUAAAAAAAAGGAAACAUUACCCAUAAUAACCUUUAGAAAACACUGGAUGAAACCCUGGGAGAGGACUCCGACAGCUGGGGAGGCAGUAGGAGCCACAAAUGGGAAAGUUGCAGUUAAGCAAAAUGGAAAACACAAAAAUCCAAGAUGAGCAAGAGGGACCUGAACUAUGCACGAUAACUGAAUACUGACCUUUUAACUUGACCCAUCACACAGACGCUAAGAAGAAGGAGCUCUGUGAACUGUAUGGACAAAGACAUGACAUCCGAUAAAUAGAAAAAGUAUAGUCAUGAUUUAUUUAUAGACAGUUGAUGGAGAAAACCAACAGAUCUAAGUGUAUAAUGACCCUUAAAUAGAAUUUAAUAAUGUUUUUAUAUGUUCAUUAUCAGUAUGUUUAUGACGGGGGGGUUUCAUUAAGAUCGAUUGUAUUCAGUGCUGAACCCUGUUGCACUUUAUCGCUUUAUUUGCUGAACUGAUAUCCCAUGUUGCAUUUUGAGUUGGACUGCUGACGUCAUAUCUGCUGCGCAUUUUCAAUAAUCCUGCAACUUUCCUGCAGCUGCUGAAAUAUUGAACCACUGAUGAUGUAUAAAUAUCCAUGUUUUAAUUCAUUAACAUAGGGGGGUUGAACUGCAAUAUUUGAAGUUCCAUACUCAUCAUGAAUAUUAAGCAUUUAACUUCUGUAGAAUUUAUCACCAACGCAAUGAUUAGGGAGAUUUUACAUUAACUAGGGCAGGUGUUCAAAUGUCGGUUUUACCUUUAAUGUGACACUUUGAUUUAAUCAGUACAAAGUCUUUGAUUAACAUGAUCUUAAUAAUCACUUUGCUCUAAAAAAAAAAACUAUUCUCUAAAAGAACAGGGGUUCAUUUUGUGAACUGAUGAGAGGAAAAUGGUUAAAGGCUGUAACCAAAUAAAAUCAAGUUACAUUAUAUUAUUAAUCAGAUGGACUAGACUGUUUGUCUUUAACAUUAGUAUUAAAAAUUAGUUUUCAUUUCUGGCAGUAAAGCGGUUUAUAUUAUGUAUUUUUGCCUUAUUACAUGUCAUCCUCAGUGCGAUGUUGAUCCUCAAACAGUAGCGUUCAAACUUGCUCUGAUGUAUAAACUCAUUUGGUGAUUUGUGGAAUUAAAUGCUGCUUUUGUAUGACUAGUGUUUUAAUUUUGCUUUGAAAUAACAAACAGAAGGAAAAUUCCCUAUUGAUUAUGUCUUUAUUUGCUCUUUAUCAAUUUUUGCUCUUUAUAAAGUUCCAUUUAAUGCCAUGCUAACAUUAUGGAGUUGAGGUUUUUUCAUUUCUUGUCACUACAUUGUGUGAAGGGGCCCUAUAGCCUUUGAUGAAUCUAAUCUGUCUGGAGUGUAGAUUAAUCAGAGGUCAAUCCUUCAAAAGCCAAACGACCUCCGCUCUUAUGUUGUUGCUGUUGCCACGGCAGUAAAGUAGGUCUCUGCAUGGCACAGUUCCUUGACCUUGAAAGUCUGACACCGCCUCACCAACACCACCUUGUUGUUUCCUCCUUGGUCCAGCAGCUGGUUACUACAUGUAGAGCAGCAGCUGGACAAGGCAAACAAGUCAAACAUGUGUUGAUCUGUGAUCUCCAACCAAAUAACCCCAACCUUCUGAUCUCUGUUAGUCAUUGUUGGGCAAUGAGACAUAGUGUACACAUCCUCCUGCACUGGAGAGCAAACUUAAUGCAAAGUUAAUUCUGAGGUGUAGCCGGAUGUCAAAUAAGGACCUGAGGCUGUGGCUGGGUUCCCACUGCUGGUUUUCUUUUUUGUGGUUAUAAACUGUGCAAGUUAUGUUGUGUACAUGACGAAACAAGCUUCUCUGUUUUUAGCAUUGAGGUAAUGACACUCCUCUGUAUGACAAAUUCAUCAUUUUAGUUCAUUUUAAUUUUUGUCGUCCUGUCAAUAAAAUAUCCAUAUUGGUGCUGU